AUGGCUGAAAAUGUAACCUACAGCAAGUCGAUAGAUGACACCAACAUGCCCGAUUUUACGGAUCUUUGUCAAGUCUACUUUGAAGCUUUGUCAAGUAUGCCAUGUAGCUUUCGCAGUGUCCGCCAAGUGGACUCAUCGCUGGGCCAUCGGGGUUGGAAGGUAAAGCGCCGAGGAUUGUACAUACUCGGGCGCAACAAUGUUGUGGAAGAGGUGAAUCUGCCCUCCACCUCCAGCCAGGCCUUAUCACUGGCCUCAGAUGACCGAGAGCUGAACAGUUGG
Protopolystoma xenopodis is the source of this 279-nucleotide messenger RNA. The record is from the annotation of a GenBank genome assembly. NCBI's taxonomy places the organism in Eukaryota, Metazoa, Platyhelminthes, Monogenea, Polystomatidea, Polystomatidae.